Mycena indigotica is the source of this 3066-nucleotide messenger RNA. RefSeq names its product CxC2 domain-containing protein. The transcript has 15 exons. Bases 1 to 3066 code for a protein of 1021 amino acids. Lineage: Eukaryota; Fungi; Basidiomycota; Agaricomycetes; Agaricales; Mycenaceae. The record is from RefSeq and is a predicted model, not a curated record.
AUGUCUCGCCAGCGCAAAGGAAGAACGAAAUUCCAUGUCGGCGGUCUUCAACCUAGUCAACUGCAAGGCGACACCAGCAUGCACUUCCUCACCAGCGGUCGUAACGCCCAGUCGAGGAUUCACAAUGUCGCACCAACAGCAGCACUCUCUACUCGCGUGUCCGAAGAAGAUCUAGCGGAGUGGAUGCCUUUCCUGGACCUGGCGGAUGACGAGCUGGUUGCAAUUGCGCAGACAAUCUCCUCAGAGCCUCAGCCAUUGGGAGACGACGAGCUGUCUGGCAAACGAAAGCGCACUACAACGGCAUCUGAUGACCCCAUGGCUCUCUGGCGCCAGAUGAUUCCCGCAUAUCUCGGUGAAUUGUUGCGGGGGGAAGCCUUGGGGAAAGACCAUACUCGACCUUCAUGUGCCGCUUGUGGGGAAAGACUUUGCGAAACCCCAGAAUCCCGCGCAUUCCGCUGUGCCGAUUGCAGCCCCUUCGUGCAAUGCGAAGACUGUUUGCGUCAACGACAUGAGCAGCUGCCCCUUCUCAUCGCCCACAGGUUUGGACGGGAUUCUGGCGCAGAUGCGCGCUUUUUCGGCCUUCAGCGGGCGAAGCGAAUCCAGGUCUUGGAAUGGUGUAUCAACUUGGCCACCAUGGAUUUGCAUGCUCGCAUCCUGACUGGCGAGUGCGAGCGCUGGUGGUCAUUGAUGUUGGAGGUGUUUUCAAGGUUGACGUCAGAUUUUGCGCUUGUAGCUCUAGUCUCCGGCACCGGCACACAUUCCUCUCUCAACUUCUCGACAACGCCUGACCUCUUCCGAAUGCUGAAGGUCGUCGGGAACAUGAAUGCUCACGACUUUGACCGCUACAAGGCGUUUGGGCGAAUGAGCCGGCAAUAUGACUUUCUACUUCGGGCCAAGCGAGCCGGCCGGGGGCAUGUGCAGGAUGGGCUAGCGGAGACGCCACCCGGGGGUCUGGCUGUUUGCUGUUGGGCGUGUCCCGAUCCUAAGCGAAACCUACCGGAGGGAUGGGAAACAGUGGACAGCUCUAAAUCAUAUAUAUACUCCUUAAUGCUGGCCCUCGACGCCAACUUCCGACUGAAGAAUCGAAUUCGCGGGAAUGAAAGACACGAUCCCUCUUUGGGAAGUGGUCUUGGUUAUUUCGUCGAGCUCAACGAAUACAAGGAGCAUCUCCGACAUUAUGUGGCGGAGGAAGAUGUUAGCACCUGUAUCGCUUUCGCAGCCCUGAUGCAAAAAGAAACAAGGCUUACGACGGGCUUACGGGUGUCAGGCGUCGGGGACUUGCAGAAGGGAGAGCGCUAUGCGAAUAUGGACUGGGUCUUCCUCAAAGCUGUUGGUGGUGUCGAGUUGAAACGCCUUGUCGUGUCCUACGACAUCGCAUGCCAAUGGAAACAGCACAUUCGAGAGCGAGCAAAAAAGCUGGGUGACAAAGAGGAGACCAUCGUAACCAAGCUCGACGACUACACGCUGCAAUUCGCCCUGCCCGUCUGGCACGCUGUUGCGCAUGAAACCAGCUGUCAAGCCGCAAACUCGUUAACACACGCGGUUGGCGUUGGGCGAACAGAUGGCGAGGGGAUUGAACGAACAUGGGCGAUCUUGAACCCCAUUGCCUUCUCCACGAAGGAGAUGGGGGAGGGGAACCGACAUGACACCAUCGAGGAUAAGGUCGAUCAUGUGAAUUUCGAGAAGAAUGUCAGGCAAGGCGAUACAUUGGCCAGAAAGAUGAUCAUUGCUCUGGCGCAGCGCGAUACACAAAUUGGAGAGUUCGCGGAGGUCGACGACAGCCUUGACCCGGUUUUGCGAGCGGAUUGGCAACGUCGAAUCGAUGCUUGGAAUGCGGACAACACGCGCCCAAACCCUUACCUUUCUGAGGCAAGACAUGCGGGGCCUUCAGAAGCCCAAAUUCUUGCUGAUUUGAAGAAGGCAGAAACAACAGCUGCUGCGUUCAUCAAAGGCGCACUGCAACUGGAGGACCAGCAGCGGCGCAUCCGCUUUGAGGCGAGCGGGACGACUACGUUGACUGCCGAACGAUCCAGUCAGCUGGACGAACUGCGGGUCUCUGUCCUCAAGAAGCUGCGCACAUUGCAGACACACCAGCUCGUUUUUAUGCCUGGCAUCGAAGGGUUACGACUGGCAGAGGAGGAGAAUCGGAAUCCAGACAUCGCUCCCCCUGCUGCUGAGGUUUCGAAACUGUGGCUUCCAAGCGACUUGUCUGCGGAGGAGCGGGAGGCCAUCUGCCGUCCAGAUUUGGUGGAGACAGAGGCCCAGUUGCGGCUAGGCCAAUGUAGUGAUUCAUUGGGCAAGAUACGGGGGCAUCUGCAUGCGAAGACUCACCUUAUCGACACUCGUAAUGCGAAUGCUGUUGGGCAGAGCUUGAGUACGAGAUUUGGGACGUUAAUCGGGCGGGUGGGAGAUCAAGCAAGACGGCAAGCGGUGAAAUACCGAGAGGUGCGAGCUGCGUUGGUACGGUUGAAGGGUCCAGACUUCGCGCCCCAGUUCCACGACCUUCAAGACGAUGAUUUGCGGGUGCACGUGGAAUCAGCGAGCGAUGCGCAGGCUCGCGCAGCGUUGGGCAAGCUGGGCUCAUCGCGGCGCGCUCGCAAUGAACCUUCGGUAACAAAGAAGAUGCUACCUGUAUCAUGGAUAUGGUUCACUGGUGGGGAAGCCGAUGACGACGAAUUGCACGAUUCUGUCCGUGUCCAGUGGACCAAAUGUCGUGCUCGAAGGGACAGAUGGAUUGAAGAAGUGAAUCUGUUACGGGAGGAGAUGCGUCGCGUGGUUAAGAGUGUCGAGGUUGUUCAGGAAGAGUGGCGGGAUCGAGAGCAGGGACGGGUGGGAGGGGAUAGCCAGUUAACGGCAGGACUGAUCGCAUACGCUAAGCGACAGGCGUUCGUUUAUGGAGAAGUCGAAAAGGCCUUUCGAGCAAGCUGGAGCUCUUCGGGUGUGGCUGCAAUCCGUGCAGUGGCGCUCAGUGUGGCCCCUCCGGCUCCGACUGCUCCGACUGCUCCGAUUACGCCGAUUACGCCGACUCCGAGUUUGUCGGCCAAUGUCCCGACAACCGGAAGUUAG